AUGGCUCCCUUCGCCACCAUCUACACUUAUCCCAACAACAUCCGCGUUCAGCGCGCCCAAGCAGUAGCCAAACUCAACAAUCUCGAAGUCCUCGAAGACAACGACUUCCAGCUCGGCAACCCCUCCGACCCCAAAUGGGCCUCCAUCCUCUCCAAGUUCCCCCUCGGCAAGGUCCCCGCCCUUUCCACCGCCGACGGCUCCCUCAACCUUACGGAGGGGCAAGCCAUCGUGCGCUUCCUCGCCGAGUCCGGCCCCAAGGCCGACCAGCUCCUGGGCCGCACCGUGACCGACCGCGCGCUGAUCGAGCAGUGGGCUUGCUUCGCUGAGCAAGAGCUCAUGGCUAACUUGAUCCCGCCUAUGCUCAUGAUUCAUCGUCCGGAUCUGGUGCCCUACGGCAAGGAGGGGUAUGAUUCGUUUGCGAGCAAGUUUGAGCGGGCUGUGAAGUUUGUUGAGAAGUCGCUUGAGGGUGGAAAGAGGUUUUUGGUCGGGGAGGAGGUCACGGUGGCGGAUAUCAUGGUUGCUGGACCGCUGAUUUUGGCUAGCAAGUUGCUUUUGGAUGCCGAGAUGAAGAAGAACAGUGCGCCUAGUGUUGAGGGCUAUCUUAGGGGCCUUUUGGAGGUUCCUGAGCUGAAGGAGGCUUUUGGGGGUUGGUUACUGUCCAGGAGAGGGUGCGUGGUAAGGCUGAGUAAAGUCCAAGGAUGGGUUGAUGAUGAUACCAUAGGAUAG
Messenger RNA from Sordaria macrospora k-hell, 726 nucleotides. RefSeq lists its product as uncharacterized. The record is from RefSeq and is a predicted model, not a curated record. Gene Ontology annotation, cellular component: nucleus; cytoplasm. Gene Ontology annotation, biological process: translational elongation. Lineage: Eukaryota; Fungi; Ascomycota; Sordariomycetes; Sordariales; Sordariaceae.